This is a messenger RNA of Drosophila rhopaloa, 1257 nucleotides long. Its product is annotated as cytoplasmic dynein 2 light intermediate chain 1. The record is from RefSeq and is a predicted model, not a curated record. NCBI's taxonomy places the organism in Eukaryota, Metazoa, Arthropoda, Insecta, Diptera, Drosophilidae. Gene Ontology annotation, cellular component: cytoplasmic dynein complex; axoneme; ciliary basal body. Gene Ontology annotation, biological process: intraciliary retrograde transport; intraciliary transport involved in cilium assembly. Bases 87 to 1196 code for a protein of 369 amino acids. The transcript has 2 exons. Gene Ontology annotation, molecular function: dynein heavy chain binding.
GUUGCCAGACUGCCUCGGUUGUCAAUGGCAACCGUUAAAAAUAAUAACCAAAACUAUUUAGUUUCGGCUUUUUCACUAUUCAUGCAAUGCGCUUGCCGCAGAUUUUUUACAACCUGCACAAGCGUCUUCAAAAAAUGUUUGACAAAAGCAACGAGGGCGGCGAGGGUGUCACGCCCAGUAUUCAAGACAUCGCCGGUCGGCUGGCGGAGGAGCAGCAGCGACUUCGGCAACUGGAGGCCACCACGGUGCCCAAGGAGCGAACCCUUCUUGUCCUGGGCAGCAAGUGUGUGGGCAAAACGACGGCCAUCAAUAAGUUUUUCGAUCGCGAGGAACACGCCACGCGACCAACUCUUGCACUGGAGUAUAGUUUCGGUCGAAGAAUUGGGAUUGGAAAGUCUCCCCAGGUGAUGAAUGUUUGGGAACUGGGAUCCCUGGACAAUGCAGAGCAAUUACUGGAAGUUCCCAUGAGGACACACGGUCUGCAGCAAUUGGCCGUCUUCAUAAUGUUGGAUCUCUCGCAACCACAGCGAUUUUGGACGGAUUUGGAGUGUGCCUUCAAGGGAUUAAGGGAUACGGCGCAACAAAUGAUGCAAAACUCAACUCCAGAUCUCAGAGAAAUCCUAGAACAACGCUCCUUGGAGCGAGUGGGUCAACAGAGCAAGGAGGAUCUGGGUAACCUCGAACCGCUGCCCUUUCCCGUGGUAAUUGUUGGUGGGAAGUACGAUGUAUUUGCUGGUUUUGAUCCAGCCAUCAAAAAACACACCUGUCGCUGCUUGCGCUCCAUGGCCCAUUUAAUUGGUGGCGCCUUGCUAUUCUAUUCCCAGCGGAUGCCCAAACUGGCCAAGGUCCUUAGGGACACCAUUAGCCACAUGGGAUUCGGAAGUCCUGCCCAUCCUUUCCGCUCUCAUGUAGCGGAUUUCAAUGAACCGCUUUGCAUUUGGUUUGGAACGGACAGUUGGUCGAAAAUUGGAGACACAGGAACUCAAAGUGUGGAGCGCAUUGGUGCCACAUUCGGGGUAGAAGUGCCGCAGCUGCAGCUGGAGAAACAGAAGCUGCCGGAAACCCCAGAUCCGUCCAAGGACCCUGGAUUCAGGGAGUCCCUCAUCGAUGAGAUGCGAUCGCAGAAGAACGAAGAACUUGCUGGUAUAAUGAGGGAUGUCCUUCUGCGCGGAAAGUUUGAAAGUGUUCAAAAUUAAGAAAAUUAUGGUUAUAAUCAAUGUUGUAUACCUCAAAGUAUUAAUUAACAUCAUAAAUAAA